AUGUUAUUAAACUUGAGUGAUGAAUUAAUAUGUAAUAAAAUUAAAAUGUUUAUUUUGAAAAGCUCCAUCUGCGACAAAAAUAACUGUGAUAGAAAUACAAUCUUAUUUUGUAAUAAAUUAAAAAAGUAUAUAAACGACAACAUCGGCGAUUUGGAUGUUAUAUUUCCACGUUCCAGCAAAAAGAUUUUAUGGAAAGAUAUAAAUACUACUAUACAAGAAUUUAAAACAAUUUAUGAUAUUUUUUUUCAAUAA
Messenger RNA from Vairimorpha ceranae, 252 nucleotides. RefSeq lists its product as hypothetical. NCBI's taxonomy places the organism in Eukaryota, Fungi, Microsporidia, Nosematidae. Bases 1 to 252 code for a protein of 83 amino acids. The transcript has a single exon. The record is from RefSeq and is a predicted model, not a curated record.